Messenger RNA from Phasianus colchicus (ring-necked pheasant), 4016 nucleotides. RefSeq names its product NudC domain containing 1 (gene NUDCD1). The record is from RefSeq and is a predicted model, not a curated record. Lineage: Eukaryota; Metazoa; Chordata; Aves; Galliformes; Phasianidae.
CGUGCGGGCGGCUCUUCCCGCGGUGCUGCGCGGCGGUCUCGCGCGCUGCCCGCGUCCGGCAUGGAGGGCGCCGCGCACUGCUCGCUGGAGACCAAGCGCCUGCUCCUGGACCCCAAGUUCGAGGGCUACAAGCUGUCCCUGGAGCCGCUGGCCUGCUACCAGCUGGAGCUGGACGCGGCUGUAGCAGAAGUGAAACUUCGUGAUGAUCAAUAUACCCUUGACCACAUGCGUGCUUUUGGCAUGUAUAAUUAUCUUCACCUUGACUCCUGGUACCAGGAUAAUGUUUACUACAUUGACCAAUUUGGAAGGGUUAUGAACUUGUCAGUGACUCUGGACACUGCUCUGCAAAAGCCAAGAGAAGUUUUCAGGCUACCUACAGAUUUGACAGCUUACGAUAAUCGCCUUUGUGCCUCAAUAUACUUCUCAUCUUCCACGUGGGUUACCAUUUCUGAUGGAACAGGAAGACUGUAUUUAAUUAAGUCAGGCAAGCGUGGAAACAGUGCAUCAGAAAAGUGGGAGAUUGUGUUUAAUGAAGAGCUAGGCAGUCCAUUUAUUAUAGUACACAGUGUUUCAUUUGUAAAAUCUGAUAAACAUUCAGUAUCUGUGCUGCUGCUUAGGGUAGAAAAAGAUGAAUUGGACACAAAAGGAAGUGGAUUUCAUAUUACUUUGGAAUGGGUUACAUUUGUGGAGAUGAACAAAGCGGAUGAACAUAGGUAUGAAAUCUACAAAAGGAGAAUUUUACAGGGAAAAUCUGUCCCCCAUUAUGCAUCAAUAGAGCCAAGUGGAGAUGGUCUAAUGAUUAUUUCCUACAAACCAUUCAAAUUUGUACAGGAAAAGGAAGAAAUUUUAGAAGAAAAUGACGACAAGAAAACAACAAAUGAAAAGAAAGACCCUCUCUAUUACUGGCAACAGACUGCAGAUGAUCUGACAAUAACAGUUCACAUUCCUCAGGACAUCACUAAGGAUGACAUAAAAGUACACUUUUCCCCUGACAACAUAUGUGUUACAUUGAAAGACCAGCCUGCUUUGAUGGAAGGAAAAUUAUAUUCAUCUGUGGACCAUGAAAGCUGCACUUGGAUAAUUAAAGAGAACAAAAGCUUGGAAAUUUUUCUAAUUAAGAAAAAUGAGGGACCACGAUGGCCAGAGCUAAUAGUUGGUGACAAAAAAGGGGAAUUCAUUAUGGAUUCUUCCCAGUGUGCUGAAAUAAGUGAAUCUCUGAUGCAUCUGACUUCUGAAGUAAUGAAUCCAGAUCCUGAAAAGGAAAAUCCACCUUGUAAUGCACAAGAAUUAGAAGAAUGUGAUGCUUUUCUUGAAGAUGGCGCAAGUUUGUGCAGAUUUGAUGGCAAUACCUUGAAGGUUACUCACGUGAUUAAUCUUGGAAGCAAUCAGUAUCUUUUCUCAGUUGUUGCGGAUCCCAAAGAAAUGCCUUGUUUCUGCCUGAGGCAUGAUGUUGAUGCUCUUCUCUGGCAGCCCCACUCUGAUCAGCCACAAAACAUGUGGGAACACAUUGCAACCUUUAAUGCUUUAGGUUAUGUUCAAGCAUCAAAACAAGACAAGAAGUUCAUGGCUUGUGCCCCAGACUACUCCUAUGCUGCUCUUUGCGAGUGCUUGCGGCGAAUUUUCAUCUAUCGCCAGCCAACUCCUCUGUCAACAGUUCUCUACAAUAGGAAGGAAGGAAGACAAGUAGGACAGGUUGCUAAGCAGCUAGUAACUACUCUGGAAGCCAGCGAUCCAAUCUUAGGCUUUCAAGCUACAAAUGAAAGAUUAUUUGUUCUCACAACAAAAACCUUGUUUUUGAUAAAAGUGAAUGCUGGAAAUUAAUUAGUAUCUUUUGCUGUAGUUUAUGUUUAUUUGUUAAAGAAAUGGCCAGGUAAAUAAUCUGAGGAGUUCAGUACAUUUUGCUGAAGUUUAAAAAAGAGAUACUUUACAGGGGAAACAGAUUUUUUCCAUUAGAACUUAUCUGUAAGUCAGUGAGAGUUUUUCAUCUUCACUGUUCAUAAGCUAAGCUUUUUUGGAGACAAAUAACAAUGCCUUGCCUGCUAGCAGCUUUCUAGAGACUGCUGCUUGCAUAAGAGAAUAGAUUUAUGCAUUUCUUUUUCCAGUGACCACUUGCUGGACUUCUGAAAUUUAAGAUCUCACUUCUGAUUUUAACCAAUAGUUUUACCUUUGAAAACAGUCAUCAGAUAAAGAAAAUACAGACUUGUGUUACAAACAUAAAGUGUGCAAUGUAAGGAAUUGUGUGUGAUUAAAAAAAAAAUCCAAAUUCACAUACUGUUGGCCAAAAAAUAGUUUAACUCAAGUGGAAUAAUUUUAUUGUAUAUCCAAAAUGAUAGUGUAAAAUUCUGUGACUUACACAUGUUUGUAAUGGAAUCUAUUCACAUUUUAAGAGAUGCUGAAAUAACUACCAGUAAAAUUUUCUUUAAACUGAAUAGGAGUGAAUGCAUUCAGUUGCUGGUGUUGAUAUGAUUAAGAAUACAGUAAGACUUUGAUUCGUACCAUUCAAUGUGUCAUUUUCAUUUCAAGGUGUACUUAAAUGAAUAAUUUGAAAUUAGAAAAUAGCUAACGGAAAAUGCACCUGAAUUGUAACUUGAGAUGGGAAACUCGAAGGUUCAGCUGCUGCCUUAGAUACUACCACAAAUAAUGUCAUUUCUUAACUAUUCUGUACCCAAUGUUUAAGUCCAAAUGUGGUAUGUGUCCAAUGCUAGAGUGCACAGACCAUGAAGAUGCUUUAAAGUUGCUUUUUACCAAACAGGAAUGGAUAAUUUUGUUGAAAAACUGUUCUUGAAUAUUUCUUUCUUAUUUUAAAGUGAUAGUGUCAAUAGAAUUAAACCAAAAAGGGUCAGUUUUGAGAAUUCCACCUCCUCUCCAGGAGGGAGAUGAGCAGUUGUCGUGCAGAAGAAAAAUAAAAGAAAAACCCUCCAAAAUCAGCUUUCCAGGAGCCUGAUUUUUCUCCAUUUUAUGUCAUUGUUAUUUUGUAUAUUCAUUUGUGAAAAGUUUUUUGUUACCUGGGUAUGUUAAAACGGAUUCCAACUGCAAACUUUCACUUCUCAUGCAUUUUUGUUUAAACUGUCUUGGAAAUACUUGUUAAAAAGCCUCAGUGAAUGUAUGACUGUUUCAUAACUUUUGCGACUAAAUUUCAUGUUGAGUAAUAACGCCAAACAGACAUGGUAGAAAUCAUGCAGCUGAUUACUUUCCAGCAUAAAAUAAGUGCAUUGAGAUUUAUAUGAACAUUACUUAGUAACCUGAGUAUAGAUGAGAAUUUCAGGUCUUUAUGAAAUUCCUUCUUGAUGUGGCAUACAUAUCUGGAAACAUAGUUCUGUUGUCUUCUGGAACAGCUGAAACAAAGUCAAGUAAAAUAAUCAGCUCUUCUCAGACUGUGUUAUAAUCGGUAAUGACUAAAUAUAUGCUUCCCCAAUGUGUCCAUUUCAGGGGAUUUCUCAUGGGAACAACUGAACAUGGGGAGAGGUUCAUCUCAUGUUCCAUGUUGCUCGUGUGUUCAUGAUUAUGGUGUUCUCAGAAAGGAUAUGUCAGUCUCUUUUAUUUCACUUUCUCUGUGAGUUAAGGACAUAGUAAAAGGUUUUCUGCCUUGAGCAACCUUGCAUGCUGUUGCACAGCAAGCUGCUAUAAUUAAAUGGCUGCAAGCCACAGGGAGAUGCUUACUAUCAGCAUUUCCUUUUCUGUGUUCAGUUAAUUUUAAGGCUUAUUUGUUUAGCAUAUUAUUGUAGGCAUAUACAAAGUAAAGAAUGGGGAUAUUUAAGACACAGUUUUCUGAGAACCAUUCUUCUUUUUUUUUUGGUAAAAAUUCAAGAAGUAAAAUCCUACAUUUUAAGAUGGUGCUUUCUGAGAUGUCCCAAUCACAAUUUGUUUACGAAAUUUCUGAGAAACUAUUGGACUAUUAAAAACGUGCAUUAUUUAUUUCAAUGUACUUUUGCAGUGUUUCACUUGGUUGGCUGUGUAUUUGGAAUGUAUCAUGUAUACUUCUACAAGUUUAAAUGAAAAAAUAUCAAAUUUAAUAA